This is a messenger RNA of Ostrea edulis (European flat oyster), 1347 nucleotides long. RefSeq names its product ribonuclease P/MRP protein subunit POP5-like. NCBI's taxonomy places the organism in Eukaryota, Metazoa, Mollusca, Bivalvia, Ostreida, Ostreidae. The record is from RefSeq and is a predicted model, not a curated record. Bases 690 to 1142 code for a protein of 150 amino acids. Gene Ontology annotation, molecular function: ribonuclease P RNA binding. Gene Ontology annotation, cellular component: ribonuclease P complex. Gene Ontology annotation, biological process: tRNA 5'-leader removal. The transcript has 5 exons.
AUUUUUUUUAUUAUUGUUCCCACAGUAACAGCCAUUCAGCAUGGAAGUGCAUGGUUUAUAUAGAAUUAUUUAUUAGUAGUUUACUCCGUGCUAGCUAGGUCCGGUUUUUUUGUAACUGGUUAUCAUACAUGCAACCAUUUAACACGCAGAAAGACUAGACGUUGUAGGUGAAAUCACAGGUGCUUGGACUCCUUGGAUCAUAAUUUAUGAAUACACAUCUAACAUUUACAUAUGUAUAAGGUUAGAUGUGUAUUCAUAUAAUAUGUCCUACAGUGUGACCUACAGUGUGACCGAGUUAGAGGGCGAAGCAAAAUGUAUUGUCAUUAUCAGCUGAUUAGUUCUAGUAUAAGUAGCUAUAUCCAUAACAGGGCAAAAAAUACCCCGAAGUUAGCAUCUAAUAUGUGAGGACAUAGCUGUAUUAAAGCAUCCUACUUUAGACAUUUGAUCCGUCUACAUUGAAAACGGAAAAUAUGCAAUUGAUGUAAACAGUGUAUUCAGCGUCGGUGUUUAUUUUACAAACAUAAGGAGACAUUGAUACAAUCGCGUUAAUCGAGGAGUGAUUAUGUAUGAAUAAGAAAAUAUGAUUUACAUGUUUUACGGAUUUUAUGUAACAUCUCAGAACAACGUGAACUAGGGUAGAUGAGAUUCAAAAUGGAGAAAUAAAUGUCCACGCACUUGUAUUCCAAUCGAUGCCAUUUGGACCAAAAAAGUUCCAUAGAUACUUAUUGUGUGAAAUAAAUUAUAUGGAUGGUAAGAGACUGCAAAGAAAUCUAAAAACCAAAGACAUUUAUCAUUGUGUCCGAGAUGCGGUUCUCAGGGAACAUGGAGAAUAUGGUUUUGCUACAACUGUGAGAUCUUUGUCUGUACAGGCAUACUUCCACCCAAACAUAGUGAUGAUCAAAGUUUCCAGGGAUGGUCACAAAAUGCUUCAGUCUGCUUUGUUUUUUGUUCGGAAGAUUGGACAAUAUGAGGCCUUCUUCAACACACUUCACAUAUCUGGCACAAUCAGAACAUGUCAAAAGUUUUACAUCAGAUACCUGAGAAAAGAACUUCCUACACUGCUCAGAGAAUGUAGCACUCCAGAUGAAGAAAAAGAGGUGAAAAGGGCUAUUUCAUACUGUGUUCCCGUAGAAGUAACUUGAAUGGCAUCACGAGAUUAAGAUAACAUUUAAAUCGGCAUCUAGUUCUGCAGAGGGCCAGAUGAAGCCUGUGGGUUGAUGUUGGAGAGACAGGAAAUAGAUUGGAGAAACAUAACAACUCAACAUUUAGUAGUACUAAUGUCAUUGUACCCAUUUCAAGAUUACCUAUAGAGAUUUUAGAUAAAUAAAUACUGGUGAUAUCUCUCAA